GUACGUCCAUCUCUUUGGUUAAGGAAUGGCAUCGCAGAUCCUUCCUCUCGAGCUGAUCGACAGAUGCAUCGGCUCCAAGAUAUGGGUCGUCAUGAAAGGCGAUCGAGAGUUCUCGGGAACGCUCCUCGGGUUCGAUGACUUCGUCAACAUGGUCCUUGAAGAUGUGACAGAAUUCGAGAUAACGGCUGAGGGCAUCAAGCAGACGAAGCUGUCCCAGACCCUUUUGAACGGAAACAACAUCUGCAUGCUCAUCCCAGGCAGCUCAGGCCCCGACUCAUGAUCCUGGCAGGACCACACAAAACUCUCGGUGACAAGGGAAGCGGCAUCUUGCACUCACUUUAAGGGAAGAUUUGAGGCGCAACGCGAGCAUGCAAACAGAGGUUAAGAUGUUUAGCGCCAGGCCGAAGCUUGAUGAAACUAUGUACCAGGAAGUACUACCAAGUCCUAGCGACGCGUUCUAGAGAUACGAUUGACUCGCUACCCCAUCAAAUUCUUUCUGCAAGAAUGCAUUUCGAC
Molecule: messenger RNA, 516 nt
Organism: Coniophora puteana RWD-64-598 SS2
Lineage: Eukaryota; Fungi; Basidiomycota; Agaricomycetes; Boletales; Coniophoraceae
Product: like-Sm ribonucleoprotein
Exons: 5
Coding region: 26-280 (84 amino acids)
Biological process (GO): mRNA splicing, via spliceosome
Cellular component (GO): Lsm1-7-Pat1 complex; U4/U6 x U5 tri-snRNP complex; U6 snRNP
Molecular function (GO): RNA binding
Source: RefSeq, a predicted model, not a curated record